GCGAGGUGCCUUCAGUCGUCUUGCGUCGGCCCGGCGGCGCGGACUGUUAAAAGGACGGUUCUAGACUGUUCGCAUUUGGAAUAGAACGUCGCGAGUGCACGUAAUCUGUGUUUUUAUUUUUUUUUAUUAAUAUCUGUCUGCAAUUUCGUUUGUGAUCUGUGCCAGGAUUUUAUUAGGAACCAAACAGGAUAUCAACAUCAUCAAAACAGGAUAAGAGGUUUACAUUGCCGCUUUGCAUCAAUAUUUAAGUGUCUCGUAUGAAAGCAGGACGCAAGGCAGUGUCAACAGAGCGGGUGUGAGCCCCUAACUACAAAGAUGAAAACGCUAACGCUAUGCUUUACCCUGGUGACGCUGUUUGCUGUCACAUUAACUGCUACUGAAGAAUCCAAAACCGAAGCAGCAAACAGUCCAGGCAGCAACCCGGAAGAUGAAGAGCCGAAAGAAGCAUGGAUGCGUGCACCGGCUGGUGGAGUAGCUGUCAAGAGCGGUGAAGACGCCUUGCUGACCUGCGUAGUGCUCGGCGCUAGGGGGAAACCGGUGCUGUGGAAGCGGGCCAGGGAUCUGAAGGUGCUGACUGCUGGUGCUGUAAGGGUCACGAGGGAUGAGAGGAUACAGGUGUUGCAUGAUGAUUCAGAGGAACCCCUCCAAGGGCCGGGAAUCAAAAAGGGCGGUGACGUGUGGGCUCUAGUGAUCAAGUCAGUCAAACCUACUGACACAGGGCUCUACAUGUGUGAACUGAACACUGAACCCCCUGUGCGGAGUUUCCAUAAACUUACAGUGAUAUCCCGCAAUCUGACACCACCGGACAGUCAGAACGCAACGGACAGUUACUCCGCCAACGCACCAACACUAUCCUCGAGUGCGCUUGCGCAUAACUACACGGACUGUUGCGUGGCCACCAACGUCACUAAAGGCUGUUUAGGCUACUGCAGCAUACAGACUAUAUUGGACGGCCCCGGACAGGACCCGGAAGCGUGUCAGGCUGACUUCCCUGCGAUUGUUAAGUGCAUGGCUGAUGGUCGCAACCACGUGCCAUGCUGCAUCCAGGAGCACAUACCUGACAUCUGUCAAGACGUCUGCAGAGGGGAAUACUCGCCUGUAACAGACAACAUAAAGACGCAUUACUCCUGCGCCGCCUCAAUGGAGAAAACCUUAGCUUGCAUUGUUGAAGGCAUCGAACUCCUCCCAAGUCCACCAGAAGACUUAGAAGUAGAACCACUCAAUGAAAAACAACUGAAUGUGACAUGGAACCCGCCCACAGAGAAUUCAGAAUCGGUGACUCAAUACGUAGUGAACAUAACAGCGCUAAGAUCAUUUGAUGCCCAUCUAAUAGAUCCCUCUGAGAGUUCACUGAGGAAUGAUACGACGAAGAUGAGUCAACCAGUCACAAUCAAGGUUCCCGCAAACAAAACCUUCCUGGUACUCAACGAUUUGCUCCCAUUCACAAUGUACGAAAUCACAGUGACUUCAUACAAUAUUCACGGCUCUAGUUUACCGAGCUACGCAAUCAGGGGUCUUACUUUGACACCCGGCAAGAUGAGGACCACGGAAGUAGCGGCGGCGCCAAAGCUACCUGAUGUGAGAGGAUGCUGUAUCUCCGCUGGUGUAAACCACUUCGGCUGCGUAGACAAGCUCUGCGACCCCACGAAAACCUUCGAGAUUGGCUUGCAGGUGACAGAUUUGAUGAUUUGCGCGCCCUGGGCCGGAGUGACGUUUGGCUGCCUCGCCAACGGACUGGACCAUACUCCUUGCUGUCAGUCAAGGGGCCUGCCAGAAUCCUGUUUACCCUUGUGCAGUGGAAACAUAACGAAUUUGGACUUCAAUCAUUUCAAAUGCCUCCGCUACAUGUCGUCAUACACCAACUGUCUCCUGCAAGGCUACGGGGUCCUCCCAGGUCCCCCCUCAAGGCUGCACCUCACAAACAUCGACACAGACUACGCGGUGGUGCACUGGGCCCCGCCCGCAGCACUUGCUGAUACCGUCCAGUACUACAACUUGCACUUCAAGUCGUUGCAAGCUGAAGAUGAUUACCGUACUCUGGAUAAAUUACAAUCUCCAUACAUCCUGGAAGAUUUGGAAUCAAACACCGACUACGAGAUCUACGUAGAAGCAGUCAACGAACAUGGAGUUGGCGAUGCAUCCCCGAGGCUUAUAUUUAGGACUCAAAGUCAGAUUAUAGAAGAAGAGGAAGUUAUCGCAAACGCGUACAACAUAACAGCAUGCUGUGAGCGAGUCCAGCUGUCGAGCGUUUGCCUACCGCUAUGUUCAUAUGAUGCCAAGAUGUCUGAUUUGAGGACAUUGGCACCCCUCUGCGAACAAGAGUUCCAUAAGCUGGUACGAUGCGGAGCUGGAGGUCGUAACCACGAGACGUGUUGCGCCCGUCGCGGCGUCCCUGCGUCGUGUCGCGGCGCGUGCGGUGGCGCCUACAGCGGCCUCUUCUACACGUGCAUCGCCUAUGUCGGCAACAUCGUGCAGUGCUUUGAAGAAGGAACCGGUCAGCUGCCUGGUCCACCACGCGAGGUCCACGCGGUGGUCAACCAAGAUAAAUUGUUCCUGGACUGGACAGCUCCCACUGAUGGCGCCAACGUCACCUCCUACAACGUGCACUGGCAGAAGAUCGGAAAUAACACGCUGCCUUACUAUUACAACAAUCUUCAAUUGGACAAUCAAAUAACCGUAAAUCAAACAAUGGCGCGUAUCGAGGGUUUGGAAGUGAACAGUACAUACCACCUCUUCGUGGUGGCCGCCAACGAGCAGGGCACGUCUCUACCGUCAAGCAUGUUGCUACUCAACAUUACUGAUGAUAAAGAACAUAAAGAAGUGACAGGAAUACCUUCGCCACCCCAUUCGCUAUCGGUUUCAUCCCACUCGGCCACCUGGCUCGCCCUGAGCUGGCAGCCCCCCCAAUUCUCUCUCCCCGACGAUAAAAUCUCAUACACAUUAUAUUACAAGAUGCCAAGCUUAACCGGCCAGGGUAACGUUACCGCGAUCAGCACGUCAGUACCAGGGCACACGCUGGAGAAGUUGACACCGAACACGCAAUACGUGGCGUGGGUCAAGGCUCACAGCGAUGCUGGUGAUUCGUUGCCCUCGGAGACGCUCCUUGCUUGGACUGAUCCGGCUUAUCCCGCUUUUGUAGAGCCACCCACAAUCAACCCUGUAAACCUGGUGGUGGAAGGAUCCAGCAUGACGAUAUUGUGCAUUGCAAUGGGAACACCGACGCCUACAAUAUCAUUGUAUAUAACCGGUCGGCUGGUACGCCAGGAGGUCACCCGCCACAUGGUGACCGUAGUCCACAAUGUCACCCGCGACAUGGACCUUAUCUCCUGCUACGCUGACAACGGGUACGGAACACCGAUGCAGGCAUCUAGGAAGAUUAAUAUAUCGCACGUACCAACAAUUCAAGCGUCAGGCAUCACGAUGGCAGCAGCUGGAGACUCCGUGAUCCUUGAAUGUAGGGUGGAGGCCCUGCCCAAACCCACGGUUGCAUUCUGGAGAGAUCCCAACGGAAGGAUAUCUGUAAUAGAUGGACCCAACUACACUAUCCAACUGCUUGCUGAUCCAGAAGAGCCCACAAAAUACACAAUGCGGCUCAUAAUCAAGAAGAUCGCAGAAGCAGACGAGGGUGAUUACUUCUGCCACGCGGAGAACGCUUUCGGAAAAACUCUACGGCCGGUAUCCGUGCGCCUGCGCAACAACGCACCGCACCACAACGUCACGGCGUGCUGCAAUCAAAUGAACGUAUCUGCGUCAUGUAUCGACGCCUGCAGCUUCCACCUCGACAUGGACAACAUCAUGGAUCGACCGGAGUGCAUGAACGACUUCGACAAGCUCAUGAAGUGCGCCGCUGAUGGAUCAGAUCACCGGAGCUGUUGCGCGUCGUGGGGCGUUCCCCGGAAUUGUCUGGAACUUUGCCGCGGUGGCACCGUCGCCAAGAGUUGUGCCCUCCAACACGCGAGGAGAGCUUUGGCCUGCUUCAGAGACUCCGGUGCCAAGCUGCCUGGCCCGCCCAGGAGCUUGAAGGCACACGCGGCCCCUACUCCAAAUUCCGUACUGUUAAGUUGGGAGCCGCCUCUAAAGAACCCGCAAACGGUGUACCUGUACCGAGUGUUCUGGAGAGCUUACGGCGCCAAGGUGCCCGAGAAGUUGGACACGAGCGAGACCAGCGUGGUUCUAACUGGGCUGCAGGACGAUGUCCGAUACGAAUGUGUUGUGAAGGCAGCUAACGAUGUCGGUACGUCAUCUCUCAGCCAGCCCAUAAUGUUCACGACGGCUGGCCAAGAGACCGGUGCAGCGGCCGCGCCGGUUGAAGGCUCCGAAACAGCGUUCGCGGUGGGAGUUGCGACGUCGUGCAUCCUGGUCGCCGCUAUGCUUCUCGCUUCGUUAUUAUAUUAUAAGCAUAAAAAGAAUCUAAGACUAAAAGCCCAAGGAGGUGUUGCGUUUGAAAAUCCCAGCUACCUCAGGGAGCCUAACCCAGACACUGUAGUCAAUGGUACAAUUUUAAAUGGUAACGUAGUCGCGAAUGGAGAUAACGGGAUCGGUAAUGGCGUAUCGAUCAGCACAGCGUGGAGACAAGAAACUCAGAACCCUGGACCGACAAUCCCCACAGCUGCAGCGAGGGAAGUCGAUCCCUCUCUGUAUGAGGAGCUGAAGCUCGGUCACGAUGGCGCGGGCUUCAAAAGACUGAUGCCAUAGCCCGAGGUCCGCCGCUCACCGCUCCGCUCGCCGCGGCUGUCGUCGCCGCGGGUGGCGCCCAAGUACUGAGCGGCGAAUGCCCCGCGCGCGGCGUUUUAUAGCCCGCGUGACGUCACUGCAGUAGUGCUCUCUCGCUCGCUACAGCUCAAACGAACUGGUUUUUAACGACGCGCGUAGUAUAAUUAUAUCAGUUUGUGUGGGCUCUAACAUAGUGUUGCCGUGAACUCUCUAAGUACUAAGUAGUGACCGCCAAAUAUUAAUAUAGGAUUAUCAUUGCGGGUCAGUCCGGGAAAGAAGCAAUAUUACAUCAACGUACACAAUAUGAGACCAAGCCGCAAAAAGAGCGGAGUGUAGAUAAAUACAAAUAUAUUUUCAGUACCAUACUUAAUGUGAUUUAAACCAAAAAAAAACGUAACAUUUCAUGUAAAUAUCGAUUUCAUUAUCGAUCGUUGUAACUGUAGAACUGGUUUUAAUCUGUAUCGUCAUAAUCGUUAUUUCGUGCAUUUCCUAUACAUAAUCUAAAAAAUCUUUGCAAUUGCUUACAGAACUUUGCAGCUUCAUUCAUAAGAAUUCAAUUGCAGAGUUUUGAAUUCACAAAGUUUACAAUUAAUGAAGAAAAAAACUUGUUAGAAAUAGCGGAAAUGUUGAUUUUUAUCAUAUUUGUUACUGCGGUUGUUAGUGAAAUACUUAGUAUAAAAAUAGUGUCAGAGUUUUAAAUCAAUAAUAUUUAGGUCAUUCUAUAAAAAAAAUGUGCCUUCGAACAAUUUAUGAAGUAGCUUUAUUGUAGUGUUAGUUACCUUUUGGCCCGUUUUAUGUAACUAAUGUAAAUAAAACAACAUUCCAUAAGUACCUAGUUUGAAAAACAUUUUUUUGUAAAAAAAAUUGGUUGCCUGUAAAGUCGGUAUACGG
Pararge aegeria (speckled wood butterfly) is the source of this 5604-nucleotide messenger RNA. RefSeq names its product Ig-like and fibronectin type-III domain-containing protein 1. The record is from RefSeq and is a predicted model, not a curated record. Lineage: Eukaryota; Metazoa; Arthropoda; Insecta; Lepidoptera; Nymphalidae. Gene Ontology annotation, molecular function: protein binding. The coding region runs from base 316 to 4695 and encodes 1459 amino acids. The transcript is spliced from 30 exons.